Molecule: messenger RNA, 3533 nt
Organism: Panicum virgatum (switchgrass)
Lineage: Eukaryota; Viridiplantae; Streptophyta; Magnoliopsida; Poales; Poaceae
Product: tRNA dimethylallyltransferase 9-like
Exons: 3
Coding region: 693-2174 (493 amino acids)
Biological process (GO): cytokinin biosynthetic process; tRNA modification
Molecular function (GO): tRNA dimethylallyltransferase activity
Source: RefSeq, a predicted model, not a curated record
UAUGGCCGCGCCGGCUGUGGCGGAGGCCCAUGCGCGCCGCGGCGGGCCGGCACGCGCGUGCCGCGGCGGGCGGCGGCCAUGGCGCCGGCGGCCUGCGCGGGGCCAUGCGGGUGGCAGCCUGCGCGUGGCCAUGCAGGCGGCGCUCCUCGUCCCAUCCUCCCGCGCCCUCCCAUGGCGGCGGCGGAGGCGAGCAGGGGCGGCGUGGAGCAGAGCGUGUCAAGGUAGCAGCUGCGGCCGGUGGAGCUCGCAACCGCGAGCGUGGAGCAGAGCGUGUCAAGGUAGCAGCUGCGGCGGCGGCGGACGCGUGGUGGGGCGGGGCGGGGCGGCGAGCGGACGGAGCGGCGGCCGGCGGUUCUCCUGGCGCCAACGGAGGUCGGGCCGCGCGGACCCCACGACGUAGCGCUCCUCCUCUACCUCCGCUGGAUGUAGCGGAUCGGGAGGCCUCCGCUAUCUUAGCGUACCGCAUAGCGGACGCUGGUGCGGAGCUUUUUCCGCUAUACCCGUCCUGGAGGAUGGGGUAGCGGUGCCGCUGCGCACAGCCUCAGAGCGGCGGCGGCCUUCUUCCCCGGUGAGCGCGGGAUCCUUUUGGGGCGGCGACGCGAGCCCUCGAGGGGGCGCCUGGCGUGCGGGUCGUUGGAUCUGUUUUGGAGGGCUGAGAUGCAGCCAAUGUCCCACCGUGACAUCCUAACCCAAUGUCACCCAAUCUGGAUCCCCAAUCACUCCCCUCCACCCUUCUUCCCUCAUUCCCUGGCGGCGACGGCUGGGCGAGCGGCGCCGCCCUUCGCCGGCGACGACCACCCACCAGGUGCUCUUUGCUGUCUAUCAUGUGCUGGGAAAUGAGGCCGCAGCUCGGGACGACGCGGCGCGCCAUCUGGAGAAGCUGGCCCGUCCUAUGUUCACACCACAAGCUGUCCACAUCUUCCCACUCCGCAAACAAGGUCGCCAUGGCCACCGCCUCCCCGCCACCAGCCGAGAAGAUGAGGAACAAGGGCACGGUCAUUGUCAUCUCAGGCCCGACCGGCGCCGGGAAGAGCAGGCUCGCGCUGGAGGUGGCCAGGAGGCUCGGAGGCGAGAUCAUCAGCGCCGACUCCGUCCAAGUCUACCGCGGCCUCGACGUCGGGUCCGCCAAGCCGUCCGCGGCGGAGAUGGGCGCGGUGCCGCACCACUUGAUCGACAUACUGGACACCACCGACGAUUACUCCGCCGGGGCCUUCUUCCGGGAUGCCCGCAGAGCGACGCAGCAUGUCCUUGACAGGGGCCGCGUGCCCGUCGUCGCGGGAGGGACCGGGCUCUACCUGCGGUGGUACAUCUACGGCAAGCCAGAUGUUCCGCAAUCCUCCAUGGACACUACUUCCGCUGUGUGGUCUGAGCUCAUCGGUUUCAGGGAGAGCGGCCAGUGGGAGGAAGCGGUGGAGCUAGUGGUCCAGGCUGGCGACCCCAAAGCUCUGGACUUGUCCGUGAAUAACUGGAAUAGGUUGAGUCGCAGGCUCGAGAUUAUCAGGUCAUCAGGCUCCCCUCUGUCUGCCUUCACCUUACCGUACAAUUCGUUUCAUGAACAUCAAGUUGACGCCAAGCUAACCGAGGUCUCCGCUGACGGAAAUUGUGAAACCGGGAAGCUGGAUUACGACUUCUUCUGUAUUUUCCUUGCAAGUUCACGCGUUGAGCUGUACCGGUCAAUUGAUCUGAGGUGUGAAGAGAUGCUGGCUGACACAGGAGGCUUACUUUCAGAAGCGUCGUGGCUGCUUGAUAUCGGUCUGCAUCCGCACAUUAACUCUGCAACUCGUGCCAUUGGUUACAAGCAAACCAUGGAGUACCUGCUGCAAUGUAGGCAGAAUGGUGGCGAGAGCACCCCACAGGAAUUCCUCCAGUUCCUGGCCAAAUUUAAGAGUACAUCUAGGAACUUCGCAAAGAGGCAGAUUACCUGGUUCCGCAAUGAGAUGAUCUACCAGUGGGUCAAUGCUUCACAGCCCUUCGAGGAAGUUGUUCAAUUUAUUUGUGAUGCUUACCAUGACCGUGGUGCAAGGGUGGUUCCUGAAUCACUUGAAAUGAAAAGGGAAAGUUGCAUGCAUAAAGCCUGUGAUCUCAAAACCUAUCGCUCAGAGAACAGGGUGUUCCGUGGGGAUGACGACUGCUCUCAUAUUUUGGAUUGGAUUAGGAGAACACAGCGGAAAUGAGGAUGAGAUGGCAGAGCACCUGCCAUUUUUUCCCUCAAAGGGGAAAAAAAAGUAUACCUGAAGAUAUUGGUUAUAGAGUCAACAAGUCAACUGUGUAUUGGUUGCAAAUGGUAUUUGUGUUAUUUUGAGCCUCAAAAUUUUACCCCAAGUUUGCUGCUGGCUGCAGGCUGCUGCUAGGUAAAUAAACUCAUUUGGGAUCAAACAUAAUAUACUCAACACUCUAUAACAUGAAUAAAUUAUGUGUUUUGUUCUUUGGUGCUGGAUUAGCCCCAUGUAUCCAUGACUAAUCUACUUCCUCUAGCUGUUUUUGCCCACAGCUGAAAGAAUUCUAUAUACCUACUUGUUUCUGACAACCAGCUAGAGGAGACUGUGACUCUCAGUACCAGCCUGGUGAGGAGUCUCCUGCAACCACUCUCCUUAAGGUGCACCUUAAGGACAACUCAGUUUCCAAGGAUCUCUAUGUUUGUCAGAGUAGCAAUGAUCUUUGAUUGAUAGCUUUAAUCAUUAUAUAUGGAUAUUUUGCAGCAGAGUGCCUUUGUAAAUUCAUCUAGGUUACUUCUUAAUGUGUCAAUUUCAAUUAUCAGGCAAUAAGUGCCUCUAGUUUACAGUGCAAUUGUGAUUUUACCCUCAUGUUUCUUAACUUUGUGAUUUUACCCUUACUCUUCACAAGUCAACAUGAUUAUGCCCCUGGUCAAUGCGAUUUUGCCCCCAAGUGAACGGUCCAAACAGGGGCAAAAUCGUGUUGAAUAGGGGCAAAAUCACAUUAACUUGUGAAUAGCAAGGGCAAAAUCACAAAGAACUCCAAUUUCUCAUGUUUGAUCCACGACAUCCAAUGGUUAUGAAAGAUCUCUAUUAGUUAUGCUGUGCAAAAGCUUCACAGUAGACAGUAGACCUACUAUUUUUUCAUAUCCAUGUUACAGUGGCAUCUUAGUUUUUUCUCCCAUGUUUUCUAGAUAUAAAGUUUUGUUAAGUUGAGCAGAUAUCUCGGAAGAUCAUAAUUGGUCUCUCCAAAGACCUGGGGCCAUGGUGAGUGGUGUGUCCUGGUGAAAACCUCCUCUGUGCUGGGGCCAAAGAGCUGGAGGUGGAGCAGCUGGAGUGGAGAUGGUGUUGUGUUCUGAGCUACACUGCACACACCAUUUUUUCCCCUUUUUUAGCUGAUGAAGACUUGACUUUUUGUUUAACUGAGGAGAGAGCCUGCGAGCUCCAGAUUGCAACAACUAUACUCUUUCCUGAUGCAAUGCAAAACGGCUGAGGCUAAAAUCCUUGUAUAAUUCUGAAAAGAGAAAAAGAAAGGAACCCUAAAAAUGAUCAGAGACUGAUCUUUUGUGUUUAAUAACAGGAAGAUGUGAUGCUUUUGUA